Messenger RNA from Papaver somniferum (opium poppy), 582 nucleotides. RefSeq lists its product as uncharacterized. The record is from RefSeq and is a predicted model, not a curated record. NCBI's taxonomy places the organism in Eukaryota, Viridiplantae, Streptophyta, Magnoliopsida, Ranunculales, Papaveraceae. The transcript has a single exon. Bases 1 to 582 code for a protein of 193 amino acids.
AUGAAGGAUCUUGGUCCACUCAGUUAUUUUCUUGGUAUUGAGGUGAGCAAGUCAGUUGAUGGUUAUUUCGUUUCUCAAGCUAAAUAUGCAUCUGAAAUCAUUGCACGCUCUGGAAUUACUGAUGCUAAAAUUACAGACACUCUACUAGAAGUGAAUGUCAGACAUGGUUCUUCAGAUGGAAAGAUUUUAUCCAAUCCAACAUUAUAUCGACAAUUGGUAGGAAGUCUGAAUUACUUAACCAUUACUCGACCUGAUAUAAGUCAUGCAGUUCAUAUUGUAAGUCAAUUCAUGUCAGCUCCUCGUUCUACUCAUUAUGUUGUUGUUCUUAGAAUACUUCGUCAUCUCAAGGGAACCUUAUAUCAGGGGUUGCAGUUCUCACCUAAAUCUAAACUUAUUCUUAGAGCAUACUCAGAUUCAGAUUGGGAAGGGGAUGUUACAGAUAGGCGAUCCAUUACAAGGUACUGCUUGUUCUUGGGAGAUUCUUUUAUAUCUUGGAGAAGUAAGAAGCAGACUGUUGUAUCUCGUUCAAGUGUUGAAGCAGAAUAUCGAGCUCUAGCUCAUACUACUUCUGAGAUCAUAUAG